GUGAAGGCGGCACACUUUUCGGAGUGCGUCGAUGUAGUGCGUCUCACGUCGAGACAAACAAAAAAAACUAGUGACACCAUGGCGGGUUCAAUCAGCGGUGAAUGAGGCACGACGAGAGCAGAGCAAAUGCCGAAAUGAACUCGUCCUUCCCUGCUGCUCAUUGUUUGCCAUGACAAACCUUGGAAGCUUCGGAUCACGUAUUGCGGUGAGCCGAAGCUGCCGAAAGGCAAAACCCCAGGUCCUCGAGGUCAAGUGGGCGGUGACCUUGCAAGCCGUAUACAACCAAAGACAUGGGCUUGCGCUAGGCUCAUCCGUUGCCGCUGGUCUUGGAUAUCACACUGAUCACCAGGCAUCCCGUUACCAAGAGGGGCCUCGUACCGCUGCAUCCAUCCUAUAUCCAUCCAUAGGAAGGCUUGACUAUAGCCUCCGACAGUCUGCCGUUGUCUCCACACGUGCGACCCUCUUGCCGUGUUUUUGUCCCAUUUCGGAUCGAGGUACAGCUCGAAGGGCAUGUCCAGCCCAUCUUGCAACGUACGAAAAAAGAAUUUUCAUUUUUUCUCUCCGCUGUCUCUUUUCUUUUUGCUCAUGGGGGUCAUGGCGGGAAAAGUCUCACCCAACCUCCGGAGGCGGAAGCGUGGGACGACCCGCGGUCUGUACUUGCUUUUUCCUUGUCCCAAGACCGGUAGUUGAAAAGUCCACUUGGCCGAGGACCACUUUUCGACUGCUGGCUUCUUUUUUUCCCCAUCAAUCUGAGAGAUCACAAAUCUAGCGCCAAUUUCGCCUGCCACGUCCUCUUCAGUGGCGUGGAAGGCCGUCCAUUAGGUGUGGUCUCUGCUUUCCGAGAGGUCCAACCAGCUGUUCAGGUGAAAAGCAGCAGGUUGGACUAAGAAGAGUGGCUUGGAAAACUAAGAAAUCGCCAGGUCCAACACAGAAGUUAUGGAAAUGAACGCAUUGAUCGUCUGUGGGUCGAUAUCAGUCAUACAUAAUACGCCGAAGGCGGACUUGGGCUCCGAGUUGCUUUGGAUCAAAUUGCAUGAUGGUAACCAACAACUGAGACAGUCGUUUUAAGGUGUCACGUGAACAAGGUGCCAAGCA
Molecule: messenger RNA, 1095 nt
Organism: Ilyonectria robusta
Lineage: Eukaryota; Fungi; Ascomycota; Sordariomycetes; Hypocreales; Nectriaceae
Exons: 1
Coding region: 170-769 (199 amino acids)
Source: RefSeq, a predicted model, not a curated record